AUGGAGGAGGCGUUACCACUCCUGCAAAAAACCAGUUGUAAAUCUGGCCGGCAGUCAAGAUGCUAUAUACCCACUCGAUACGUUCUAGCAGCCUUGUCCUGUUCGGGUUUUUGUGUGGUGUAUCUUCUCCGAGUGAAUUUGAGCGUGGCUCUGGUGGCCAUGGUCAAUUCCACCUACGCAAACGAACAGGCCUCUGGAAAUAACCCGGAAUGUCAGAGAAAUUCUUCCACAGAUUCAAAGCAAAAGGUUAGAAGGCAACGUGUUUAGUAUAAAGUACAUGUAUGUUCAAGUUAAUCGACCGUACUUUCACGUGCUUUGGCUGGAAAGAACAAUAUGUGCAUGACAGUCACAUGCGUCAUGAAAAAACACUGAUGUGAUUCGUUGUAUUAGCUUUAUCGUCGUCGAAUAAAGUAGUCCAAGAUUGAAAAUUUGCCGAGAAUUUAAGUUGCGCUAUGUCUAUGUCAACAUGUGUGGUUAAUAUUUGAGCGAUUGUCACGCUUGUUGUGUAUAUAAACACUGCAUUGAAUGAUAUCCUUUUCAAAUCAGUAUUGUUACAUGUGUCCUUUGGAGACACCAUGUGUUUGUCAACUUCUUUUGACGUCUAGAUGGUUUGCCAUGGGCCAAAAUUACCAUUAUUAUUAAUUAUACUACAUGCACAUGUAUUAUUAAAAUAUUAGGUAUUGUGGAUUUAUUCUAGUUGUUGUUUUUGUUGUUGUUGUUGUUUUUGUCUCGGUCUGUUAUUACACCAUUGUUUUGUAGUCCAGGCCCCACUUACUCAAAUGUUGGAUAGCACUAUCCAGCGGAUGUAAAUCACUAUGCAGUGGAUAUUAUUAGAAAUAGGGGAACUAUAAUUGCACUACCCGAAGGAUAGAGGCGAUAUUAUCCAGCAGAUAGCGUCAUCUGCCAAAUGGUGCCAGAGGAAAGAAACUUUUAAAUGAGUCUGGAGAGAUUCACUAUUUUAUUGAUCAUAUUACACUGUUGAAUUAACAGUAAUAAAAAUUGCAAUGUCACCAGUCUGUAAGAAAAAAAAUUCCAUAAAGUGAAGGUCUUCAGAAGGUUAUUGCAGUGGCAAACACAAUUGAAUGGCUUUAUAAACUUGUUGGAAUGUAUCUGCAGAAGCUAGAAGCUUGUGAUAAUGUGGGACUCUACAGCACACUUAAAAAUAAUUUGCACUGACAACUUGUAGCGAUAAGUUCGCAAGGUCUCAUUGUUUAUGGUUUAUCCUUUUCAAAUGCAUGGUUUUUCCAACCCGUCUUUGAAAGCGCCAGUGUUAAUGUCAAUUUAACACUUGUUAUCAGUGCAAUGAUUUGUUACUAUUAAUACUUUAAAGUAUGAUUGAAGAUGGAAACCUGGAAACCUUUGUUCGUACCAUUCAAUUGCUUGCAUGUGAAUUCUACAGUCAAACCUCCUGUGAGUAACCACCCAAAAAGCGAGGAGUUGGUGGUCGCUCAGAGCCGUCAAAAAGUUUUUAAGAGCAGGCAGAUAAUGAAUAGUAGGCAGCUUUGGAACUUGUACCAGAGGAACAAGUUCUUGACUGAGGCAUCUAGGGACAUUUUGAAAUUUAGAGUCUUGGAAAUGGCAUUUCCAGGGGUUUUAUUUUUCCACCAUGGACGCCAGGAUGUUGUUUCGUCACAAUAUACGCAAGACUGGGAACAUGCAAUGCCAUCAAGAUAUAUCAGGCAUUCCACAACAUCGCAUGGUUCGAACGUGUUAUGCAUUGAUCUAAACCUGUUUAAAUAUGUAUUCAAUGUCAUUCAAAACUCCAGAAAAUUUAGCUGUUUUUGAUAAGUGGUUGCUUACUGAGUGUACUUGGAUGGGAGGUGGUUGCUUUAUAUGAGAGGUGGUCGCACAUGGGGUUUUGUCUGUAUUUACAUGAAUCAAUAAACUUUUGAGUCUUUUCGAUCUAUGGGACCAUCCAAGUGAAUGACCCUCUUUAGUAGUGCUAAUUUAUUUAGUAUUUAGUUCUAACCUUGAGUCCUUGGGUUAUUCAACCAUGCCAGUAAAAAUUACCUAUUUUUAUCUGUACUUUCACUUGGUACUAUUUAUUAAUGUUAGAAUGUACAGAGUAGUCCUAACUUUUGAGUCUGUGGAAGAAAUCCCAUAGUGUUACAAUUUAAAGGAAACUUUUGGAUGGUGCUUUUCAUUUCUUUGGAUUUUUACAAAAAGAAAGUUAGAUUUUUUUUCUUAAGCGACAGACCUUAUUGAGUGCAGGGCAGUAUUUAGAUGAGAGGUGAGCUCCUUUUUCCUCUUAAUCAUUAUAAAUGUGUCCAAACAUUUUAGAUUCAGUCUUUUUGACUGUGUGAUUAUCAAAAUUGUUUUGUAGGAUGGGGAGUUUAACUGGGAUCAAAAAACACAAGGUAAACUGCAUGCUAAAUCUGUUUAAUUUGCCUUUUGAAUAAAGUUUUUGUUUCUUAUAAAUGAGCACCUACUUUUAGCAGAGCUCUACACGUGCGCAAAGGAGCCCUAAAGCUUAGAAAAUUCUAUUCGAGAAAUUUUGGUAGUGCACCUGGUGGACAUCCAUCCGUUCACCCAUUCGUUCACACCACAGGCCAACCAAUGUGAUAUCUCACACUUUCUUAGCUAGUAUGGCAGCCCGUCACCUGAUAUUGCACAUCCGUGUUGGGGUGAAUUGACAGCUGUCAAAACAGGGUAGUCACUGAACAGUAUCAUGACUGUUUCACUGGCUCAGGUGUCGACCCAUCGAGGGUACAUGUUGAAGUUUCCCGCUGAUAAGUUAUAUUUACUAGUUUUCAACUGAUUACAGGCUCAACUCCAAGUAGAUUUCCUUGUAAUGGUUACACAUUUUUUGUUUGAAGUAAAAAAAAUUAUUAAUGGGAGCUUUGCCUGUAUCCUUGGCUAAUUAAUUCUACAGGUCAUCUGAUAUUAUGCGAUAGUGCGAUUUUGCACAAUCGACCUCAAAUCGCAUCUGAUAGCACAAUUUGAGGAAAAUCGCAUAAUUCUUAAAAAAAUGCUAAAUUCAAGUAAAGUAAACAAUGAAUUCUAACUUUAAUUACACAUUUUCCCAAUCGUAAUGUUAUUUAUGGUGAUUUACCACUAAAGAAAGCCUUGCAAGGCAUCCGAAACCUUCGAUCGCGGUAUCUGGGCAGCCAUUUUGAUUUCAGAGACAAGCAGUGUGGUCAGCGGUGAAACAGCAUUAUGUAAUAUUAAGCAAGUGUCCUUUUUCUUUUCCGGGUCAAAAUAAUCGGACAAAUUUAACUAUUUUGUUUUAAAAUAGAUGUUUUAUUAUUCCUUUACAUUCAAAUUGCCUGUUAAAUGGUUUUUCUUCUUUGAAACCUGGUAAAACAAUGUAAAUUAGCCCUAAAAAAAUCGCGUAAUUUAUUGCAUAAUAGUCCUAUCUUAUCGCAUGGAAACUACCCUGAAAAUAUCGCACAAUUUCUGAUUUUUUAUUGCACCCUAUCAGAUGGCCUGAUUCUGUGAUCUUGUUAGUUAGCUUUGGGAGGUGAUCAUACAGUUCCCGUUCUUCAGUUUGAGAUGUUGUCCCACCAAAUUACGAGAUGUUGGAUGCUACUGCGUGGAGGCACCAUCAGUUUGCUCUUCCUUUAUUUCAAUUUUUAGUUUUUAAAGUUUGAUGCUUGUAUUUUGGCUCUGUAGGUAUUAUCCUGGGUUCAUUUUUCUAUGGAUAUAUCAUCACUCAGUUACCAGGUGGAUGGCUGGGAGCACGGUUUGGUGGAAAGCAUUUAUUUGGCCUUGGAGUGCUUUGCACUUCUGUGUUGACAAUUUUCACUCCUCUUGCUGCACGUCAUAGUGUUGGAAUGUUAAUUCUGGUGAGAAUAUUGGAAGGAUUAGGAGAGGUAAACUAUUUAGUUGUUAACUUUCUGUACACAUUUGAUCCAUUUUAGUUCUCUAAUUAAUCCCAUACAUUUGGACAACAACAAAUACAUUGUAAAAUGCAAGUUAAUUGAAUGGUAAAAGUCAUGACAAAAGGCAGCCCUUAUAAUUACAUUUAGGCUAUGUUUGUAAUACACAUAAAUCAGUCACCUUAGUUUGCCAGCAGCAUGGUAGCGAGUGGAAUAACUAAAAAUAUUAAAGUGGUUCCAGCUGUAAAAAUCCCUUGGCAAGUAACCAUUAGCAAUCCUCUUUCAGAUUAUUUUUUUUUAAGUUAAUUAUACCUACUUAUGGAAAAAGGAACAGGUAAUCCUUAAUGCUGAGAGUCUCUUGCCCUUAGUGACUCUCUUAAUUACUCUCUUAUUAAACCAUUUUUGUGUUUAUUUAGAUCAAGGAAAACUUGGUCACAUGUUACAGUUCACUAUUUGAGUAAACAUUAAUGACACAUCUGAUUCUAAAUCUCACAAAUCAUUGUAAGCUAAUCCCCAGCACUAGGGUUAUUUGUUGUGGAAUUUUAUCUUUUGUACCGUUUGAAUUUUGUUUCCCUUUGUUUUCAACUCAUACAUUACCAUACUUCUAAACAAAGGAAAAUAAAAUUGAAACCAAGGGUAAAAUAAUUGAACCACAAGAUAUUCAUGUACUUUUACACCUUUAAUCCUCUCUUAUUUACAAUUUAAAACCAAACUCUUUUGUCGUUUUUCUAUCCGCAUUAAUUAUUGCGGGUGAGGAGAGCAGUCCACAGUCCUGAUCUCCAGAUUAUUAUGCAUGUGCGGUAAUUAAUGGACUUGGACUAAGAAUGAGUGGAAUGCAUAGAAUGCAAUUUGAUCUUGAAAGCAUGUUUGGAUCUUACUUUACUCUUAUUCUGAUCAUUUGUGUUUUGAUCUUCUACCAUUUGAAACAUAUGCAUAGCACAGUGUUGGAGCAAGAGUGGUUUGACCUUCGAUAGAUCUCGCCCACACUCCUAUAGUUUACAAUCUGUGCAAGUACACAGGCACUUAAACAGAGCUGCUCUGAAAGUUCUGUUGUAAGAAUCUCCCUGACGUCAUGUUGUUUCAUGCAGGGUGUGACGUUCCCAGCUAUGCAUGCCAUGUGGAGUAGUUGGGCCCCUCCAUUAGAACGGAGCAAACUGGUCACUUUAUCUUAUACAGGUACGUACUGCUAUAUGUACAUUUUAAAUCAAGUCCACUGUUAACUGCCACCUGGUAGCUCGGUUGGAAAUCUGCCAAUCUGCUGAGAGGGUGGCCAUGAGUUCAAUUUCCGACUAGACCACCAACUUAACCAGGGUCUUGAAAAAAUACUGUUAAGAUCAUGACCUUUACACUGCAAGUGUGAAAAAAACCUCAUGUCAGUUUAGAUUAUCGUGUCUUUUGGCAGUGACGUUCUGCCGUUGACCUUCUUCUCUAUUUUGUUAGUACAAGAGUACUUGCUUAUUUUUCUUGUUUAUUUAUCACAAAGGCCUUCAACUUGGCACCAUCCUGGGUAUGCCAAUGGCAGGAGUUCUUUGUGGAUCUGACUUGUGGGGAGGAUGGCCAUCUGUAUUUUAUAUCUUUGGUAAGUGUUUACCUAGUCUGCUACACAGCCGUUUUUAGUGUCGUCACGCAAUGCUCCUCCCCACUAACGGCUGCUGAAAACCGAACUACAUUCCUUUCCCGUGAUUAGCCAAUUAUAAUUCAGCUCCCAUUUUCUGGAAGGUGUUCGCGCCACGUUUGCAGUACUGUGACUCCUCCAAUCACAGCUUUGCUAUCGGUGCCCCAUGUGUGAGUGACAGAAUAAUAUUAUUAAAAUUGUCGCUUGAAAACAAGCAAUUAACUACAGUGGGGUUGUCGUCAACCUGGGUUGGAGGAGUCACAGUACCGCAAACGUGGCGUGAACACCUUCCAGAAAAUGGAAGCUGAAUUAUAAUUGGCUAAUCACGGGAAAGGAAUGUAGUUCAGUUUUCAGCAGCUGUUAGUGGGGAGGAGCAUUGCGUGACAACACUAAAAACAGCUAUGUAGCAGACUAGUGUUUACCCUGCAGUGGAGGUGAUUAGAACCUCUCCAUCUCUCAUGAAAAGAUGACAUAUCUUUUUAAAGGCAUCACAUGUUCACUAGGACGCCCAGACGCAUCUUCUGACUGCCACGCAGUUAAACCAAAUUCCAUGGGUCAACAGCAGGCCACCAGCCAAAAGGAAAAUAUUAAAUUAUAAAAAUAUUCACUUGAGACAAUCAAAGAACAUGUAAAUAUUAUAGCAGAUGAAAAGGAAGGUAAGGAUAGUCAAACUACAUGUAAAAAGGAGAUUAAACAAAAAUUAAUAAUAUUGCAAAGAGUAACUUUGUGAAACUGUUCAGACAUAUUUGUUCGGCAAGACAUAUUUGUUUGUGGUAAGGCUGCGAUUUUGUCAUUUACAUUUCGUAACUUAAUGGUGAUAGCCAGGCUUUCUCAAAACCAAUUUCCAGUUUCUGCUGAGUUUCUGCUGGUUUGAUUUAAUUCUCUAUCCUUUGAGCAAAUAAUGAAAUCAGGGAGAGAGACUUCCUGAAUCCGUUUGAAGUGAGGGAGUGGCUGCACGUAGGCUUUGACUCGCUUUGCGAGCGUCCUGUGCUCUCACAUACUUGUGACAAGUCUACUAAGAUUAGAGCGAGAAAACAUACCAACCUGCCCCAGCUGACACCACUGCUUCUAGAAUACACCUUUGAUUAGCGGAUAGGGUUGCUACCUCUAUUUAAUGAUGCUGCUGCUUAAGUUGUCUCGUUGUCUUACAGCUAAUGAACAGAGAAGUCUGCAUGUGCAUUCACAUCCUUAAACAUUGGAGGUGUGGAAGUUCCCUAAAUUUGAUCGUUUUUUUUUUUUUUAGGUGGUGUCGGUGUUUUAUGGUUUAUCAUGUGGACAAUGUUAACACACGACAGACCAGCUAAUCAUCCAAGAAUAUCCAUCAAAGAAAGAGAAUAUAUUCAAUCUAGUAUAGGAGCAGGG
This is a messenger RNA of Porites evermanni, 6795 nucleotides long. The record is from the annotation of a GenBank genome assembly. NCBI's taxonomy places the organism in Eukaryota, Metazoa, Cnidaria, Anthozoa, Scleractinia, Poritidae.